GGACUGCAGCUUUCCUCAGUGAGGUCCUGGGCAAGGAGCUGCUGGACCCGUCUAUCUCUUCUCUGAUGUUUGUGCCAGAGGAAGUGGUUGUAGUGCUGCAGUCAUAGCUGAAGACUAUCAUGAAGACCACAGCUUGUACAAGAAGGGAGUUCAGUGUCAUCUUCCUCUUUCUGGCUGUGGCUGCCUUAAUCUUUGGGCUACAUAACGUGGAGGUCCUGGAGCAGUUUCAGCAUAAAAUACACUCCACCACCAACAUCACGAACAUUUCCACUGACCCAGAAGUGAAUCACAGCUUCUGCACCUUCCAGCCACUCUCCCCUGAGGACGCUCUGGAGGAACGCCUCCUACUAGACUCCAUUGCUUGGCCUGAAACUCCACCUUUGCCAGCUCCUGUUUCCCUGGAGCAGACCAGUGAUCCAGCUCACAGCACCUUCACCAUUCUCCCAAGGAGGGGAGGAGGACAGUGGCAUGUAGGGGAUCAGCUGGAGGUUAUGAUAGAAAUGUCUGACUUCCAUGGUCGUCCCAAGAGGUAUGGGGGGGACCUCUUACUUGCCCGACUGCACAACAUGAAGCUUGUUGCAGGUGUAGCUGGGCAAGUGGUGGAUCAUCUCAAUGGGAGCUACUCUGCUGUGUUCUCUUUACCCUGGGAAGGAGACGCGCAGGUUAAGGUGAUGCUGGUUCACCCUAAUGAGGCUAUCACAGUGCUGAACAGGAUAAACAGAGAACAACCUGAUAGGGUUUUCUUCAAGAGCCUCUUCCGCUCAGGCUCACUCUCUGAAAUUACCAUCUGUGACAUCUGCCUACGUCCAACCCAGCAGCCGCUGUGCAACUUCACUGACCGUCAUACAGGCGACCCUUGGUUCUGCUACAAGCCAAAGAACCUGAGCUGCAAUGCCAGGAUCAACCACGUCAUGGGAGGAGUCAACUACAUAAUUAAGGGAAAUGAGACGAAGCUCUUUCAAAGGGGUGUCAACUUGAGAGUUGAAAUUAGGGCUUCAGGACCUCCCAGUGUCACUGUGUUGCCAAAAAAGAAAGAUCAACCACAGUUGAAAAGCAGCAUUGUGACAUCUGGACCCUCUGGCUAUUACUACCAGGGUGCAUGGCGAUCAUUAAAUGGCCCCACAGUUCGCCAAUUCAACAUCUCUGACAUCAGUCCAUGUCUGAAAGGCAAGGUGGUCCACAUGUAUGGAGACUCCACCGUCAGGCAGUUUUUUGAAUAUCUCAACGCAGUACUACCAGAUCUUAAGGAGUUCGACCUGCACAGUCCGAAGAGAGCUGGACCUUACAUGGCCUUAGACUAUGCAAACAACAUCAGGGUAACAUACCGCUUCCAUGGUCCUCCUCUCCGUAUUGUCACUGUCCCAACCAGGGAGCUUCGUUACAUUGCAAAUGAAAUAGAUGGUUUAAUUGGAGGCACCAAUACUGUUGUACUUUUUUGUGCCUGGGCUCACUUUGGCCCUUAUCCCAUGGAGCUCUACAUCCGGAGACUGCAGAGCAUCCGCAGGGCGGUGGUGCAGCUGCUGGACAGGGCUCCCGGCACAGUGGUCAUCAUCCGGACCGGGAACCCGCAAGGCCUGACGCUUAAUUUUGCACAAACAAAAAGUGACUGGUUCUCACUGCGGUUCAACAAGGUGCUCAGACUCAUGUUCAAAGGACUGAAUGUUCAUCUGAUUGAUGCCUGGGAGAUGGUCCUGGCCCACUAUCUGUCACACAUGCUCCACCCACAACCUCCCAUUAUUAAGAAUAUGAUGAAUGUUAUCUUGUCCUAUGUAUGCCCUGAAAAGGGCAACUAGAUGUGCAUUUGUUGUGGGGGGUGGUUCAUUUUACUUGAAUUUAAGAUACUGGAUAUUUCAGAUUUGUCACAGGGGAUUGGACAUUUUCAUUUGGAAAAGUAGCACAGAAUAAAGCAUGUCAACUUCUAAACCACAAGAAUUCACAACAGAUGGGCAGAAACAGGAGAUCUACCUAGGUGCAGUUAGUUUCCUGAUAAUCUCUUCAACCCUGCCCACCAGCUCCAAGGCCAGGAAGCCAAAUCAGCCCCAGGAAAAAAAGGCAGAGAAAGGGAGGUCACAGAACUUAAAAUAUUCACAACUGUUAGGCAUUGGGGAUACAAUACUGAAAAAAAUCACACAUCAAUCAGCUGGUUUCUCAUGAACUUGAGGCAAUAAUAUCACAUAUGCAAAACUGUUUUUUUUUUUUGUCAUUUUAGGCUUAAAGCAGUAAAGUCUGAAAAAAUGUCCCAUCAUUCUGCUGUUUUAGGUGUACUGUCAAAGAUUUUGUUAACAUUUGAUGAAAAAUGUUGUGCAAUGGGUGUGCUGAAAAAAUUCUCAGCUCUGUAGGGCAUUCUGGUGAUUUAUUAUGAUUUGAAGCUUGGAAUGUGAAAUAUUUUUGAAAUUUAGAUUUAAUGUAAUAAGCCGUGAUGGGAAUAACGUUAUCUCUACAACUAGCUAACAUUAAUCCACUGUCUCACUGCUUGACUGAGCACCAGUGUAAGCUAACAUUCGCAUAAGUUUUUUUUUUUUUUUUUUUUUUUGAUGCACCGACCCAUCAAAUAUAUGGUAAGAAUACAAUAAAGAUUUGUAGAAAGAGUGAGGAUUAAAAGAUUCAACUUCA
Molecule: messenger RNA, 2613 nt
Organism: Epinephelus fuscoguttatus (brown-marbled grouper)
Lineage: Eukaryota; Metazoa; Chordata; Actinopteri; Perciformes; Serranidae
Product: NXPE family member 3-like
Exons: 7
Coding region: 120-1793 (557 amino acids)
Source: RefSeq, a predicted model, not a curated record